This is a messenger RNA of Fusarium verticillioides 7600, 846 nucleotides long. Its product is annotated as rab family, other. Lineage: Eukaryota; Fungi; Ascomycota; Sordariomycetes; Hypocreales; Nectriaceae. The coding region runs from base 65 to 598 and encodes 177 amino acids. Gene Ontology annotation, cellular component: endosome. The record is from RefSeq and is a predicted model, not a curated record. Gene Ontology annotation, molecular function: GTPase activity; GTP binding. The transcript is spliced from 5 exons.
AACUCAUUCACUCAAAUUUUACAACUGAGCAUCUCUAACGCUCAGCCCAUUCAACCUUCUCAGGAUGGGCGAUAUACCAUACGAUUACCGUUGGAAAGUAAUUCUCCUGGGUGACUCAACGGUUGGAAAGUCAAAUAUCGCAAGUCAAUUCACACAAAAUGAAUUCCAGCCCGAAUCCCAACCAACAAUUGGCGUGAAGCCUACCACCAAGAUCGUGCAUUGCAAUUCCAAGGCUGUCAAAGUUAAUAUCUGGGACACAGCUGGUCUAGAAAAAUACCGGGCGCCAGUACGAUAUUACGAUGAUGCCGUGGCUGUAAUGGUGGUCUACGAUAUAACCAGGCGUCAGAGCUUUGAGAAUGCGGCACGAUGGUUGGAAGAGGUUCGGAAGCACGGUGAGCCUGGGAUCGUUAUCAUGCUCGUGGGGAAUAAAACGGACCUGGAGCGCAGAAGGUCUGUGACAACGGAGGAGGGGAGGAAAUUUGCGAAACUCAACAAACUUCGAUUUAUCGAAAUAUCCGCUUGCGAAAACAGUCAAGUUGAACGUGCUUUCGAGACCAUUCUAAACGGCGUCUAUAAGACGCAUUCUCAAGAGAAGUGAUGAUCUAAAUGAGAUGUAGGGAUGACUCUGGGUUUCUCAUCUUUCUGUAUUAUUUUGGCGUGGUAAUGUCGAUCAAUCUGUGACGAGAUGGAGAGCCUUUGAGCCAUUCUAAACUCUAACAUUUGAAAUACAGUUGCAGACAUCGCGACAUUUUGUCUAUCUAUCCCAAAAUAGACAGUAUCCUUCCAGAUAUAUGCUUGUGACACGAGACACUCUUACUCAGUGACAAAUGACUCCUCACUCCAUCC